This is a messenger RNA of Pieris rapae (cabbage white), 1354 nucleotides long. RefSeq lists its product as uncharacterized. Lineage: Eukaryota; Metazoa; Arthropoda; Insecta; Lepidoptera; Pieridae. The record is from RefSeq and is a predicted model, not a curated record. The transcript is spliced from 4 exons. The coding region runs from base 46 to 990 and encodes 314 amino acids.
AUCAGUGCAAACGGUUGGCUAGAAUCCCGAUGAAAGAAAAUCAUAAUGGCGAGAUUCGUCAUAAUAAUUUUAAGUUUAACAGGUGUGAUGUCGAUACAAUUGCAGGAAGGCGAAACGAUUCAUGAGAACAACAUAGAUAAUUCGUUGAACCAGUGUUUAGGAGAUCAGAGGGUUGCAUCGGUCGGUGUUUGUUUUGGGAAGGAAUUAUUAACGAAACUAAAUAACUAUGAAGAAACUGAUUCUUUUAGUUUGGCGAACGGGAUUUCAUUUAUCCGCGAUGAGAAGACUCCGCGGGAAAUUGGUGCCUUUCUUGACAAAGAUCCUAUGGAUUUCCGGUCAAUAAUGGAAGACGCCAGCAGUUUAAUAUCAAAGCGAUCAUUACAUUGGGAUAUGGGUAUGGUGUAUCCAGGAUUAGUUAUGAGAAUUGGACCUACAUUAGCAAAUGGAGUUCUGGAAUUUGUAAUUGAUCCGAGAAAUAAAGAUAGAGCCUAUCAAGGACAGGGGGAAGUUUCUACGGGUCGGUUAUUGGCGCGAAAUCUUCUAGUGCCAUUUUUGCUUGGAAUAAAGUUUCAUAUAUCUACAUUAUUACCACUUCUGUUGGGUUUAGUUUUAUUAGCGAGUAAAAAGGCUUUCUUGCUAGCCAAGGUGGCGCUACUUGCAGUGACUUUGUUUAGUGGCGCUGGUACAGGUUAUGGUGGAAGUUAUUUUGGAGGCCUUAACAACUUUGCUGGACCAACCUUAUCUUCAUAUGUUACAUCACAUGAAAAUGUCGGUCAUUAUCACCCCGCUGCUCCCUCUGGAGGUUACUACAGACAUCCUCACCAUACGGAAUAUUUUUACAAAGAGCAUGACGACUCCACAACUGGGUCUCCAAUAACCCCAGACGAGCUUCGAGAUAGAUUAGAAAGAUUAUUUGUAACGAAAAAAGAUGAUCAGGACAAAAUACGAAACGGCCGGAAGUUUUCAUGGACCCCAAUGAAUGGGGGUUAGAUUUUAAUAUUUUUAUUAAAACACUAGUCACUUUGGAUGUUCUUGAUAUCAUUUGUGUCCAUUCGGUUUAAUUAAAUUCAUUAUUUUUAAGGAUUUUAUGUAGGAUGAUUUAUUUUCAUUUUAAUUAUGCGCACACUGUUUGUAAAUAUGAAUAAAUAAAAAUGAAUCGCAAUAUAUACGAAGACGGCCGGACCAAUUUAAAUUUGUUUUUAUUUAUUAUCACUGAUUAAUAUAGACUAUUUUAAUUUUAAGAAAAAAUAAGGAUUCCUACUCAAACUACAUUAAUGCUACCCAAUUGUAAAAAAAUGCCUAUAAAAUAUAUUUCAUCGCAUGUGCUGCGAAACUAUUGAAUUCAAAAUUAUUA